CUGUCACUAGGGAGGCGCCAUAAUACGCUUGUGAAACUGGACGCACACAGUUUGUGCAGAACGCGCUGAGAAAAAAUUGUUCCUAGAAGCAGUAAACUUGUAUCAACAUGUCCGGCAUCGCAGCAUCGCGACUUGGUGAAGAACGUAAAGCGUGGCGCAAAGAUCAUCCUUAUGGAUUUGUGGCUCGUCCAGUUAAGAACAUCGAUGGAUCACUGAACCUGAUGACAUGGGAGUGUGCCAUUCCCGGAAAGAAAGGAACAGCCUGGGAAGGUGGACUGUACAGAUUGAAGAUGAUUUUUAAAGAUGACUACCCGACCAGCCCGCCGAAGUGCAAGUUCGAGCCACCGUUGUUCCACCCGAACGUGUAUCCAUCCGGUACGGUCUGUUUGUCACUGUUGGAUGAGGAGAAAGAUUGGCGUCCCGCGAUAACUAUAAAACAAAUUUUGCUGGGUAUACAAGAUCUGCUAAACGAACCCAACAUUAAAGACCCGGCACAGGCAGAAGCAUACACAAUAUAUUGUCAAAACCGACUCGAGUAUGAGAAACGCGUACGUGCUCAGGCCAGAGCUAUGUCGGCCACGGAUUGAAUAGGAUGGAAAUAAAUUUAUUUAAUCACAAACUUA
Anopheles funestus (African malaria mosquito) is the source of this 623-nucleotide messenger RNA. Its product is annotated as SUMO-conjugating enzyme UBC9-B. Gene Ontology annotation, biological process: protein sumoylation. The coding region runs from base 108 to 587 and encodes 159 amino acids. The record is from RefSeq and is a predicted model, not a curated record. Gene Ontology annotation, molecular function: SUMO conjugating enzyme activity. Gene Ontology annotation, cellular component: nucleus. Lineage: Eukaryota; Metazoa; Arthropoda; Insecta; Diptera; Culicidae. The transcript has a single exon.